AUGAGUCGGAUAAGAUCCCCGACUCAGGAAGGAGAGCCAAGGGACUCGUCCCUCUCAUUCAACUGGGAGACAGGAUCCGAUAUCUCCGAACUGAGCACCCUCAUGAGCACCCCACGGUCGACUUCUCCGUCAUCGCCUGUGGAUACCGAGCUCUCGUCACCCUACAGUCCAGAUCGAGCCUUUCCUCGUACGCCGCCGGUAACUCCCUCAGAACGUCGCUUAACACUUCCUCUACGAAAGAAAGAACACCCUACUCCCAGUACAUCCCAGUAUCCGGAGGAAGCAAUUGCACAGCGUCGACUGGCUUUCUUCAGUGCCGUGAGAGACUAUGUGUAUCCUCUCCUGAGAGAAGAAUCUUCCUUUCGGAAACUGGUCACGUCCAUAGAAGACAGUGACGCGAGAAUUCGACCGAACAAUGUGAUUCACCGUCAGCCGGAAGGUCUCCGUGCAGUCUUGAAACCAUACCAGCUGGAGGGUUUGUCUUUCCUUCUCUAUCUUCGCGAGAACGGCAUUGGAGGUAUAUUAGGCGACGAAAUGGGUCUGGGAAAGACUCUGCAGGCUCUUGCACUCUUCCAGGCGAUCAAGGAAUCAGAUGACAACCUGAAUGACGGCAAUGCACCUUUCUUGGUGGUCUGUCCCUUGAGCGUUCUUGAGACCUGGGUGGCUGAGGUCUCGAAGUGGACUCCGGAACUGAGCGUGAUGAAAUACCACGGCUCUGCAGCUGAGCGUGACGGGAUGAAGAAGAAACUUGCUGGCCAGAGAAGGAAAGGCUGCUUGAAACUGCCAGAUAUCCUGCUAAUAUCUUACGAGACCCUUCUCUCCGAUGUGGCGUGGUUCAGAAGAGUGUUUGUUUGGAGAUACCUCGUGCUGGAUGAGGGACACCGGAUCAAAAACGCCAAGUCCAAGAGAGCAUUGGGGCUGUCCAGGAUUCGUGCACACUACAAGCUUGUCCUUACCGGUACCCCCAUUCAGAACAACCUCACAGAACUGUGGUCUAUCCUCCAUUGGCUGUAUCCAGAAGUGUUCGUCGAGUCCAGCGUAUCUAUGUUCAGGGAUGCGUUUUCGCUCAAUGACGGUAGCUUUGACCGGUUGUUUAUCGAAGACAUCACCGAGUUCUUGAAGCUAGUGAUGCUGCGGCGGGAGAAGGACUCUCCGUCGUUAGGUCUAUCGAUCCCGAACAAGAUGGAGUUUAUAUUGUCCGUUCCUCUCUCCGAAUUGCAGCGCUCGCUCUAUCUGAAGAUUCUUACCGGCCUACAUCAAUCUGAUUUCGACAAGUUUGGCGACGUGGGAAGUCGUCAGAAGGAUAUUACUCGCUGGGCCGGACAUCAAGAUGCCAUCCCAAUUUCCCCCAAUUGCCCAUCGCCGAGGAAGAUCAAGAUAUCGCAAAACGUGUUGAUGGAGUUGCGAAAGUGUUGCAUCCAUCCAUACCUUCUUGAUGGAGUCAUGCCUUGGCCCUAUCAAGUGGGCAUUGACCUCAUCACUCAGUCAGGGAAAUUCCAGGUGCUCUCGAAGCUAGUCCGACGCUUUGUCAGUGAACAGAAGAAGGUCAUCAUCUUUUCGGGCUUCGAGGGCGCACUGGAUCUCUGUGAGGACAUGCUAUCACUCCUCCAGACAAGCUUCGAUCCCUUCCGCUACGUGAGGCUCGAUGGACAAACCCCCAGCGCUGUUCGCAAUUUGUCCACUUACCUCUUCCGCAAUGAUGAGAGAUACUUGGUCUUCCUCAUUUCGAUAAGAGCUGGAGGCGAAGGCCUCAAUCUGACCUGCUCCUCAACCAUUAUCUUUCUUGAUGAAGACUGGAAUCCGCAGCAGAUGAAACAGGCCUGUUCGCGCGUGCAUCGGAUCGGCCAGACAAAGCCUGUCGAAAUAUUUCGUAUCCAGUCUCGAGGAACAGUCGAGGAACAAAUGGCCCGGCGUUUGGAAAAAAAAGCUUACAUGGCCGAUCGAGUGACAGAAAGGGUGCGCUCGCAGGACAAUGCUCCCACCCCGACUGGCAUCGCAAGUUUCCAUGAUAUGAUGUAUUCGCCUGAUGCCCUCGCCCUGGAAGCAAACAUGUCCUACAUGGCGACUUAUCACGACGGACUGAACGACUCCGAUUCCUGCGUCAUCAAGAGGGUUAAAGACCCGAAUACCAGCGCCUCCCUCACAGCGGAAGAGGAAGAUGCAUGGCUUGAAACUGCCGAGCGAGUGCGAACCAAUAUCUUCGACGGCAAGAUUCUAAAUGACCGACCGAAAUACCUGUCGACGUUUGAGAGACAGAUGCAAACGGACCUUCGGCGCGAAGAUCGCAGAAUAGGCAAAGAGCGUACCGUGACCAUUGAUGGGUUCCAGGUAUCAAAGGAGAGUAUCGCAUUCAACGAUCUGAAAUCACCAAAGAGCCCUUCCUUUGGACCAGCAAAGACCAUCAAGACUCCCAGACUAGUGCAUGAAGAUGUGCGUACCAAACCCAUCCACUUGUUCCAGGCCACGUCUAACCCCACCAGACCUGCUUCGUGUGUCGUAAGCGCAACACGACAGACUGUGGCGUCUGCCCGCGAUCUUUCCAUUGGAAAUGUCUCGGCUCCAAGGGCAGAGAAAGUCGCCUGGGACUGGGGCUUACCUGUCCAUCUCAUUACUGCUGCCAGUGUGAUAGGACGGCCCCUCAAGCGGGUGGACUCCUUUACCCAUGCAUCCAUUGCGAAACGGCAUACUGCGAACGCUGUCUUACCUGGGACGAGACGGAGUUUAUUGGCGAUUGCGAUGCAUAUGCGGACAUGGGUUAUUCGCCCAGCAAUGCGUUCUACAUUCGUUGCCAGCGUUGCAGGGGGAGUGCGGGGCGAAAGCGACUUUUGGUGUCUAGUCAUUUCUCUUCUCCAAAGCGCGUCAGAGACCUGUGAUCUGGAAUGCGCGGACAACUAUGAAUGA
Molecule: messenger RNA, 2901 nt
Organism: Aspergillus terreus NIH2624
Lineage: Eukaryota; Fungi; Ascomycota; Eurotiomycetes; Eurotiales; Aspergillaceae
Product: putative nucleosome remodeling complex ATPase subunit (Snf2h)
Exons: 5
Coding region: 1-2901 (966 amino acids)
Biological process (GO): positive regulation of transcription by RNA polymerase II
Cellular component (GO): nucleus
Molecular function (GO): DNA binding; ATP-dependent chromatin remodeler activity; ATP binding
Source: RefSeq, a predicted model, not a curated record